This is a messenger RNA of Procambarus clarkii (red swamp crayfish), 2998 nucleotides long. Its product is annotated as rac GTPase-activating protein 1. Gene Ontology annotation, cellular component: midbody; spindle midzone; nucleus. Lineage: Eukaryota; Metazoa; Arthropoda; Malacostraca; Decapoda; Cambaridae. Gene Ontology annotation, biological process: mitotic cytokinesis; Rho protein signal transduction; mitotic spindle midzone assembly. Gene Ontology annotation, molecular function: GTPase activator activity. The record is from RefSeq and is a predicted model, not a curated record.
AGAGGGUUCCAAUAUCUUAUAGGUGGGUAUCGGUAGGCGGCAAGUUACGAGUUUGUGUUGGUGGAGGAAGGAACGAGUGUGAUGCCGGGAUAUUAAACACUGGUGGCUUGGUGUGACCGGUCGGCGGGGCGGCGCUGCUCCUGAGAAGUAUUGGUGAAUUAAAAGUCGAGCACUAUGGAGUCGUUAACAGCACAGUUCGAUGACCUCAUCCGAUGUAUGCAGGUCCUUGCUGACCCAGCAGAGGAGAAGUUCCUGGAAUUUGUGGAGAGUGAAGAACGGUAUCAUAAUCACAUCCAUAGCUUAGAAGUUGAAGUAAUGCGGUUGCAAAAACAAACGAUGCAACAGCAGAAAGAAGUAAAGGCUUUGGAGAUGAAGCUUAAAAAUGCACGACACUUAUUUGAUGUUGAGAAGGUGAAACGAAUCUCUGUCGAGACCGAAAAGAAUGACUUGGCAGUACAGAUUGGCAUGGUAAUGGACCUUCUUGGAAGAGGUCAGGUCAAUGAGACAAAGGAGAAGUUGCAGCAGUUGCAGAAUUCUUUCACUUUCAUCGGAGGGACCGACCAACGUCGCAGCGUGAAAGACCACUCGCCAGUUCCCUUGUCCACCAUCACAGAAGAUCAUGAUUCUGUAGAUACCAUUAUGGAUGUGUCACAAAUGGACAUAACGGAAGAUGAUGAUUUGGAUGAAUCGCGCCUCAGAUCUGGACGGAAUUAUAAGCGCAAGUCAUCACCAGAUCGCCAUGAAAGGUCGGGUAACAAGAGAUCCUCAGCCAGGAGGAGUGAAAAUGAAAGGUGUAGUCAUGAGGUGAAGACACAGGUGACGUAUUAUACUACUGGUGAGGAAUUAAAGAAGGUUCACACUGAAGUUCAAGUUAAACCAUCUGCUCCACCACAUUCAACAGACGAGUCAUCAGCAGAAGAGAGCCCUGCUAAGAGACCCCAAAGGGGUCCUGCACCUCUGCCACCGACAACUCCACUCAGUAACCGUGCACAUUCUGUGUACUCUCCUCAUCUACUCCCCAACAUCAUCUCACCACAGCAAGGUAUACCAUAUACAACUCCGAUACACACACCCGUGAUGCGCAACUACUCUUCCGCAAGCAAAAUGAACACAAGAGUGCAUGCUUUUUAUACGAAAACCAUUUAUAAAACUGAACACUGCCAGCCAUGUGGAAAAAGAAUUAGGUUUGGAAAAGUUGCACUGAAGUGCCGAGACUGUCGAGCUACGUGCCAUCCCGAGUGUCGUGAGUCUGUUCCCCUUCCAUGUGUUCCUACUGCAAACACUCCAACUGCUAAAGGCCAGCUUGGCAUAAUUGCAGAUUAUACACCACAUGUUCCUCCCAUGGUUCCUGCUCUGGUUGUCCAUUGUACCAUUGAGGUAGAGAACCGUGGGCUGAGUGAAGUUGGGAUUUACCGUGUACCUGGUGCUGAGAAAGAUGUUAAGGAACUGAAGGAACGAUUCCUGAGGGGAAAGGGGCUCCCAAAUCUUUCACAAGUGGACGUUCAUGUCAUCUGUGGAACUCUGAAGGAUUUCAUGAGGUCAUUGAAAGAACCCCUUGUCACACACCUUUUGUGGAAGGACUUCACUGGUGCUGCUGAGAAGUCUGAGACCCAGGAUUCUGCAGCUGCUUUGUAUCAGGCUAUUUCAGAACUGCCUCAGCCAAAUCGGGAUACAUUGUCUUGGAUCAUCACGCAUCUGCAAAGAGUUGCUGAAUGCCCUGAAUGCAAAAUGCCCAUCUCCAACCUGGCAAAAGUGUUCGGGCCAACACUAGUCGGAUAUUCUGUUCCUGAGCCAGACCCCUCCACGAUGGUCCUGGAGACACGUCAGCAACAAUUGGUCAUGGAGAAGCUGUUGGAAAUUUCUUCUGAUUACUGGAACACUUUCAUCAAUGUAACCGAUGAGAAUAUAUAUUCUGGAAUGCAGCCAACGCCUGAUAAUGGUGGUAGUCUCCUAGGUGGCUUACCUUCUGCAAACACUCGGCGACGCUCCCUCCUCUCACGCACUCCUCUGCAGGCAAGGGACACCCCAAGGGCCCGCAACCCAUUCCGGAAGUGAGAGUAGUGGUUGGAGGCCAGCCCUUUUCCCGUAUUGAAGGAUAUGCCGAGUAGUGAGGGAAAUUUAGAUGUUGUAUGCAAUCUGCCUUGUAUCAAUCCAGUAUACUGGCUAAUGGUUGAUUGGUCCAUAACAUGCAUAAUUAUUACUUCAUUACCCUUAUGGGGUUAGAGUUGACGGAGUAAAACUUGUUUCACAAAUAUCAUGUCUUUUCUCCUCUUAUAGAUUAUUGUUGUAGCAUGCUCACUUAUUCAAAUUUUGACAAAUGUAGCGUGUUCUGUCUGCGUGCAUGUGAGAGUAAGUGAACAAGCAAAUAUACAUGUAUACCUGUGAGAGCAACCAAGCAAACAUUGUGUAUGUUCAAGUCAGUCAGUCAAGUCUGCAAGGAAGUGUGCGUGCAUGCAUGCAUGUUGGAAUAGAUCAGAAAGCGAGUAUGCUUGUGUAUGAAUGUAUAAGAAAAGUCAACAAACAAGUGUGCAUGUGAGAGCAAAUCAACAAGCAGAUGUACAUGCAUACAUGGGAGCAAGUUGGCAAGCAAAUGUGGAUUCAUACAUGCGAGAGCAAGUGUGCAUGCAUGCUUGUGAGGUCAGCAAGCAAGCGUGAGAGAGAGAAUGCAUGCAUGUUGUAAAAUGUGCAUGCAUUGUUUUAUUAUGUGCAUAAUUUAGUAUUAAGCGUUUCUAACAAGUGAAGUCAGGAUUGUGAAUUAUUUAGCAAGAUGCCUUUAGCAUUUUGAUAAUACAUUGUAGAAAAGAUUCAGUAAGCAUUACACCAGAUGUUACAUUGUGCUCGUUUGAACUGUUACAGUGUGUGUAUAUACUGUAUGUAUAUCCUGAUUGUGUGCUUGUAAUCAAAAUAUUGGAACAUUUUUGUUUACCUUAAAUAUUUUGUAAAAUUGUACUUGUGUAUAUUUUUAAUUUUGUAUAUCAAAUAUAACACAAUCUGUUUA